Messenger RNA from Wasmannia auropunctata (little fire ant), 944 nucleotides. Its product is annotated as sex-lethal homolog. The transcript is spliced from 4 exons. Lineage: Eukaryota; Metazoa; Arthropoda; Insecta; Hymenoptera; Formicidae. Gene Ontology annotation, cellular component: ribonucleoprotein complex; cytosol. Gene Ontology annotation, molecular function: mRNA binding. Bases 435 to 944 code for a protein of 169 amino acids. The record is from RefSeq and is a predicted model, not a curated record.
GCGUUUGUGUGUGUGUGUGUGUAUCCCGAAUCCCGCCGAACCGUGUCCAGCGCGUGGAAUGCGCCGCAGUGGUGGCGGUCGAGAGCAGCAGGCGACGUCGUCGUGAAACCGGCCGGGAUCGUCUCUCGUUCUCUCCGCGCGCGGCGGCAGGCAAGUGCGCGCGAAGCGGGUGGAUUGAUGGCACUUGCUAUGCGCCACGACGGAUCGAGGCACGUAAAUGCGCCCGGAAUUGGAGCGCGGAGCAGCACGUGAAGUUCCAAGGGCGUUGGAGUAUACAACAACAACAACAACAACAACACCAGCUGCUGGUGGUCGACUCGGUCGCGCAGCAGCAGCAGCAACAGCAGCAAAAUCAGAUCGUCGCGCCGAAUCAGGCUUCGGCUUCGUCGUCGUCGUCGUCGUCGGGAGGUGAUUUGCCGCAACAGUGCCGCAAAAUGACUGACCAGCGUGAGCAGCAGCAGCAGCAGCAGCAGCAACAACAGCCGCAGUCCCAGUUUCAGCAGCAGCAACAGCAGAUCAAAGGCAAUGACGAGCCGAGAACGAACCUGAUCAUCAAUUACCUUCCGCAAAACAUGAACGAGAAGGAGCUGUACAGUCUAUUCGUCACGAUCGGUCCGGUUGAGUCCUGUCGAGUCAUGAAGGACUACAAGACUGGCUAUAGCUACGGCUUUGGCUUUGUCAACUACGCGAAAGCUGAGGACGCAGCGACGGCGAUAAGCACAUUGAACGGUCUUCAGGUGCAAAAUAAACGUCUGAAGGUCUCGUUCGCUCGGCCAUCUGGAGAAGAAAUUAAGGAAACGAAUCUUUAUGUUACGAAUUUACCGAGAAAUAUAACGGAAAGCCAAAUCGACGAGCUUUUCAGUAAAUUUGGCAACAUUGUGCAGAAGAACAUAUUGAGGGAUAAGCUGACCGGUUUACCAAGAGGAGUGGCGUUUGUUAGGUGA